Protopolystoma xenopodis is the source of this 186-nucleotide messenger RNA. The record is from the annotation of a GenBank genome assembly. NCBI's taxonomy places the organism in Eukaryota, Metazoa, Platyhelminthes, Monogenea, Polystomatidea, Polystomatidae.
AUGAUCUGGCACUCUGACGUCCAGCUUCAGACUCCGCUUCAUCUCCUCACCACCAGCUUCAAGCCGGAAAAUUUCGAGAAUACGCCAUCCUCAACUGCCACUUUAGAGCCAUUUAAAAGCUCUGACGGACCAGUUGCUAUGUCACCCGUCUUGCAGGCAAACCUAUCCGAUUUGUACGAUUCCAUG